AUGAUGAAUAUUUCAAUUGUAUUAUUAAUUUUAUCUUUGAUCAAUUUAACUUGUAGUCAAAUUCCAAAUCCAAAACGAUAUCAACUUACUACAACAAGAGAUGGUUAUUUUCAAGAACAUUAUUCUAUUGAUAGAAAUUUAGAUAAAGCAUCUCGCAAAGGAUAUUCAUAUGAAAAUAAUGAAUCAAAACUUAUUAGUCAAGAUAUUUAUAUACCUAAUCAUGAUAUAACUUAUUCAUUUAAAUUUUAUAAGUCUCCAGCUAGUUGUACUGCAACGAAAGGUUCACCAUUUGAUUAUAUCGAUCAUUGGUCAAAUUUAGUUGAAACAUUUGGUGGAGAAAAUAAAAAAUAUGAUGAAAUUAUUUUCGACACAGAUUGUGAUGGAGAAUGUUUAACAUGGUCAAGAGAAUAUAAUAAUCCCGCUGCCGAAAUAAUCCUCAAAAAUACCUUAUAUAUCAAAAAAAAUAAUAUGACACCAAUUAAACACACGUCAAAAAUAUAUAAUAGUAAAACUGGACAAUUGACCAUGGAUUUAACGAAUAGAUUUACAAAUUGGAAUUUAAAUGAAAUUCAAGAUUCAGAAUAUGAUUUUCCAAUGGAUGUCAAUACAUGCUUCAAUCAAUAA
Messenger RNA from Rotaria sordida, 624 nucleotides. The record is from the annotation of a GenBank genome assembly. Lineage: Eukaryota; Metazoa; Rotifera; Eurotatoria; Philodinida; Philodinidae.